Lentinula edodes (shiitake mushroom) is the source of this 399-nucleotide messenger RNA. RefSeq lists its product as uncharacterized. Lineage: Eukaryota; Fungi; Basidiomycota; Agaricomycetes; Agaricales; Omphalotaceae. Bases 1 to 399 code for a protein of 132 amino acids. The record is from RefSeq and is a predicted model, not a curated record. The transcript has 2 exons.
AUGCCUCGCUCUCAAAAGCGGAAUAUGAACAAGCGAACCCGUACUGGAGUACCUCAAAAGGAUACGGACAUCUUCCAUCCAUGCGCGACUUCGCUCAAGCUUUCAUAUGAAUACGAUCUGGAGCCUGGAGGUCUUAAUAAGAGCCUUUGUAACGCUCCUGUUGCCGCGAAACUUCGGGUGACUAUAAAACGAGAGCAUGUUCUGCGAUUGUCAAAGUUAAGGUCCUCCAAUCAUCGGUUGAUAUCGAAUUCCAAACACCGCAACUUCCAUCCCAACACAGAAAGUCUGCUAUCUAUGUACCCUCCAUCGUUUCCCAUGGGUAACGGUCUGACAUAUUGGUCUUACUCGAAACGUUCCCGAGCUGACAUCAAUUUUGAUGAUGAGCUGGAUACCGGAUAA